UUUAGCUUUGACAGAAUUUCGUUUUGGAGGGAAAAAGAGUAACGCGUCCUGUUUCAAAAUAAUUAUUUUAUUUUUAAGGUUAAUUAUAUAGGAAUAAAUCAUUUGUAUGAAAUAUUAGUGAUUAAUAUAAUAAAAUUAGUUAAAACCAUGUCUCAAACUACGCUGACUACAUUUUUCAAUAGCAGAAAAAGGCCCGCCACGGAUGAUAUCGUUAGCUCCAAAAGUAAAAUACCUAAUUUAGAAAGAAUAUCCGAAGCUAAUAAACUGGAAACCAAGUUACCCAGUACAAGAGGUAAUGAAUCAAUUACAAAAACAAAUAAAUCAUCUGUAAAUAAAACUGUUAAAUCUGAAUUACCAAAGACCCAACAUGUGGAGCCAAUUGCAAAAGAAUCUUCUUCGGGGGAACAGAAAAAUUUGGGAGCUUUUGCUAAAAAGUCGAAUACGUCGAAUAUUGUGAAGAAUACCAACUCUGGUAAGAGUGAAUCACUCAAUUUAGCUAGAAAAGAGUUAAGUUUAGGUGACAUCAGAAAGAAGUUAGCAGGUAGUUCUCGGUUAGCAGAACUGAAAGCAUCAGCUGAACGAAUAAGCAAGGGAAUUCAAGAUCUCAAAGAAAAAUCUAAUAAGAAAAAUUUAAAAGAAUUUAAAUCAAUUGAUGUGGACGUUCCUCAAAGUCCUAGUAAAAAAGCUCAUAUUCAAAAUGAACUUGUAUCACCCAAGAAAACAGUUGAAGCUCACUCUUCACAAAGACCUAUGAUGUCUCCUAGAAAGGUGUUUGUGAGCCCAGUUAAGAGUCCUAGUAAGGUGCCAGCAUACAUUAGGCAUGCAUCGCUAGCCUCCGCAUCAACAACUUUACUGCCUUUACCACACCACUACCGAUUCCUCGCUGAGUUGUUCCGAGGCAUGGAGACUGUUGUUGCAUUGUUAUACAACAGAAAUGAAAAGAUUACAUUCGCCAAACUGAAACCAUCAGUGCAAGAAAUGCUCAAAAGGAACUUUUCGGAGAAACAUUUAGCUCAAAUCAAGCAAUUAGUUCCUGAUUUUUAUAAUUUUGAAGUGCAAAAAAACAAAAACUUCAGCUCCUCCUCUAACAGAGAUACAUAUGAGCUUAUUAUUUCUCCUAACUUCCCAAAUGAUAUUAAAGUAAUGAAUCCAAGUGUUUUAUUGGAAAGAAGAAGAUACUUUUAUGAUACACUUCUACAAGUAGUUAAGAAACACCAUGCUCAAUAUUUGUUGACUCUCGACCCUCCAAUUGAGAUUCCAGAUAACAAGUUGGUUCGUUGGCAUCCUGAAUUUGAACUAGAAAAAGUUCCUGAGAUUGAAAGCUCUAAGUUGCCGGAAAUGCCCAAUGCAGAAAGGAUGACUUCCGCUCAAGACGUGCUUGCAAAAGCAAGGGAACUCUUCAAAUGUAACACUAAAAUGGAAAGGGCUUUGGAAAAACUAGCACAGGCUAAGGCACGUGGUUUGACUGAACAAGAAAAAGCAGUAACAGGACUAAAUGAUGCUCCCAAAACUGCAAGUGCAGAAACCCAAACAAACAAACCAUCGACCAGCAAUGUCACUAUUUUAAAUCCAGCUCUUCGGAACUUGCCAGCAUCACUGCUUGAGAAAGUUAAAGCAAAACAAGCAGCAAAAGCAUUAGAAGCUAUGACAAGGUCUUCAGAUAACGAACAAAAAUAUGCUAUUUAUAGCCGCUUGCCAGAUCUUGCCAGGACUCUGAGAAACAUAUUUGUUACAGAGAGAAAGAAUGUUCUAGCAUUGAAUAUAAUACUUUCAAAAUUGGACAGCAGUUUUAAGUCUAACGUUUCCUCAAGUGAUUUGCAAAGAGAUAUAAAAAUAUUGACAGAGGAAGUACCUGAUUGGGUCAAAUUGCAUGAAAUAAGAAAUGCAACAUAUUUAAAACUAGAUAAAAAUACUGAUCUUAAAAUGAUUAUUACCAAAUUAGAAGCAAUGGCUGCAAAAUACAAAACAGAUUAAUUAAUGUUGAAUGAAGACUGAAUUUUAAAUUAAGCAGUUAAUAUCAUAGAUUUUACAGUACAAAAUGUAUGCAAAACUAUUUAAUCAAGGAUUUUUUUCUACUAUAGGUUUUAAGAUUGUGGUGUGUUUGGUGUAAGGUACUUUUGAUUUGACAUGAAAUCAUUGAUUUUCAUAAAAAAAAAUUGACAUCAAAAUAAAUUAGCACAGUAACAUUGACAUGUUAUUUAUAAGUAUGUAUUUAGACAUCAUGCAUUGUUGACAUUCUACUACUAUAGUUGUGUAUUAUUUAGUAUUAAUUUAAUUUUCAUUUCUAUUUUGUCUUAAAUAUUUCUCGUGUUUUUAAUGAUAUAGUUUCGCCAGUAAUGGCUGCUACGAUUUAAUAACUCACUUAAAUACUUAUUACUUAAGCAUUUUAAAUUAAAUCCUUUUUAAUCGCAUGCAAGUGAUUUUA
This is a messenger RNA of Zerene cesonia (dogface butterfly), 2425 nucleotides long. It is a transcript of the gene dup, whose product is annotated as DNA replication factor Cdt1. Gene Ontology annotation, cellular component: nucleus. The record is from RefSeq and is a predicted model, not a curated record. Gene Ontology annotation, biological process: mitotic cell cycle; DNA replication preinitiation complex assembly; regulation of DNA-templated DNA replication initiation. Lineage: Eukaryota; Metazoa; Arthropoda; Insecta; Lepidoptera; Pieridae. Gene Ontology annotation, molecular function: DNA binding; DNA polymerase binding. The transcript has 3 exons. Bases 148 to 1974 code for a protein of 608 amino acids.